Molecule: messenger RNA, 1872 nt
Organism: Macrosiphum euphorbiae (potato aphid)
Lineage: Eukaryota; Metazoa; Arthropoda; Insecta; Hemiptera; Aphididae
Source: the annotation of a GenBank genome assembly
AUGGAGAUAUCGGCGUUUUUAGUGUUCGCCACGUGGCUCGUUUCUGUGCAGCAGUGUCUGACGUUAAAUUUAAACGCACUGUCAUACCUUGGUGAUCGUUACCGCACAAAUCUCAUACAAUUUAGAGAAGACCCUUUGUUCGGUAAUAAACCGAUACUCGACGAAUACGACUUUAUCGUGGUUGGAUCGGGGGCGUCGGGUGCUACGGUUGCCAGGAGGCUGGCCGAAGUACCCGAAUGGAAAAUAUUACUGCUCGAGGCUGGCAAACAAGAAUCGAUUGCCACUUCAGUGCCGGCCAUAGCUCAUUAUUUUCAAUUCACAGACUUCAACUGGGCUUUCAAAACCGAAGAGGAACCGAACGCCUGUCAAGGCGUCGUAAACAAGAGAUGUUUGUGGCCCCAGGGUAAAGGUCUCGGCGGCAGUACGAUCAUCAACAACAACAUAUACACCCGGGGCAACGUAAGAGACUUCGACCGUUGGGCCGAAGCUGGCAACCCAGGUUGGUCGUACAAAGACGUUUUGCCGUAUUUUUUGAAAAACGAAGACGUCACUAUUCCGGAACUUAAGCGAUCCCCGUACCACGGUGUCGGUGGACCAAUGCCGAUAAGUUAUUCUCCGUUCAAAUCGCGACUGGUCGAGGCGUUUCUGGAGUCCGCACCGCAAGUCGGGUUGAACGUGGUGGACUACAACAACCCGAAUAGCCACGUCGGCUUUUCGAGAAUCCAAGGCACGAUAAACUUCGGCAGACGGGUCACGUCGGCCAGAGCGUAUCUGCGAGGGAACCUGACCAACUUGCACAUCGUCGACGGAGCAUUCGUUACGAAAGUACUGAUCGAUCCGAAUACUAAAGUAGCGUUGGGCGUGGAAUUCGAAAAGGAUAACAGGAGACGAAGGGCCCGAGCCAGAAAAGAAGUGAUCUUGUCGGCGGGCGCUUUCAACACACCGAAGCUCUUGAUGUUGUCGGGCAUCGGGCCCAAGGAACAUCUCGAACCACUGGGAAUAAACACCAUAAGCGAUCUGCGAGUCGGUGACAACUUGCAGGAGCAUCCUUCGUACGCGAACUUGGCGUUCACCGUCAAUGAAACGGUGGGAUUAAUACCCGAACGCAUAUACAAGCAAGGGAUACGCGAGCUUUUCAAUUUCUACGACGGAAAUGGCUGGCUUACGACCAUGGGCUGCGAAGGACUCGGAUACGUGAAAACCAAGUACAACAAGGACCCGGGGGACGUGCCAGACAUCGAAUACAUUUUCGUUCCGAUGUCCCUGGCCGGCGAAGAAGGAUUGGGAAACAGUUUGUUGAGAAGAAGCAUGGGAAUACCGGACAGUACUCAUUACGAUUUGCAUAAAGGAAUAUUCAACAAGGACGGAUGGACGAUAUGGACAAUGCUCAUGUACCCGGAGAGCACAGGACAAGUGAGAUUGAGGAACGCCAACCCCUAUUCGAAACCGUUGAUAAGAGCCAACUUUUUCGACGCUCCCGUGGACGUGUUGCGCAUCGUGGAGGGCAUAAAAAUGGUCAUAGAACUCAACAAGACACCGGCUUUCCAGAAGUUAGGCUCCACCAUGAGCCUGCGAACGAUGCCGGGAUGCAGACACCUGAGUUACGGAUCGGACGCGUACUGGGAAUGUUGUGUGAAAAGACUGACCAUGCAGAUGCACCACCAGUGUUGUACAGCGAAGAUGGGACCGUCAACCGACCGAAACGCCGUGGUCAACUCACAGCUCAUGGUCUAUGGUGUUUCCAAGUUGAGGGUCAUCGACUGUUCGGUCAUGCCGACGAUUACCGGUGCCCACACCGUGGCGCCGGCCUAUAUGAUCGGAGAGAAAGGAGCCGAUUUGGUCAAAUCGACUUGGCUGAGACCGACGAGUUGA